AUGCUGUAUAAAUCGCUAUGCGCCGCAUUGGCGCUCGCCUCCUUCCCGCUUUAUGUCGUUGGGACGCCAUCGCUCGAGCAACGUGAUUUGUCGCUUUUCCAUGACCCCGUUUGUCGUCAGAUUGGGAAGGCGAUUUCACCUGCUAGCGACGUCUACUACCCUGGCCAUCGGCUCUAUGUGAAAGGAAUAUCACACUGGGCCUCAUCAAGUUCCCAAUUGUCCAAGUGUGUCGUGGAACCUGGCACUGCAGCUGAUAUUGGGAUUAUCCUUGGUAUUUUAGGAAAAACUCGCACACCUUUUGCCGUUAAAGGAGGGGGACAUGCAUCCAAUCCAGGAUUUUCUUCGACGACCGGAGUCCAUAUUUCCAUGUACCGGUUCUCUGGAGUGAAGUACGACGAGGCUUCUCAGACCGCCGAGAUUGGAGCAGGACUCGUAUGGGACGAUGUCUACGCCGCUCUCGAGCCCUACAACGUCAACGUGGUCGGAGGGCGUGUAACGGGAGUGGGAGUGGGAGGCUUCAUUUUAGGUGGAGGAUACUCUUGGAAGUCAAACCAGUACGGCCUGACAAUCGACACGGUCACCGCCUUUGAGCUCGUAAAGCCGAAUAGCAAGGUGGUCACUGUUACCCAGGCCUCAGAUCCUGCACUGUUCAAGGGCCUGAAGGGAGGUUUUAAUAACUUUGGUAUUGUGACUAAAUUUACCCUCAAGACCUUCCCUCAAACCCAAGUCUGGGGAGGCCUAAUUACAAUUACGGCCCCAUUUAUCCCUCAAGUCGCCGCCGCUACAGCUGCUUUUUCAGCGAAUGUGAAAGAUCCCAAGGCCAGCAUCAUCACGACAUACAACUUCCUCCUCGGACAGCCUGGAAUCUCUCAACUCCUCUUCUACGAUGCGCCAACCCCUCCGCCUGGUAUCUUCGACGAUUUCCUCGCCAUUCCUCACCUCACAAAGAACGUCAAAACGAGGAGCUUCUCGUCGCUCGUGCUAGCGUCGCCGGCGAAUAUUACCUAUCACCAGCGUGGCGUCUUCAACACGGCCUCCGUUCUCGACUACACACCUAACAUGUUGGAUGUAGUGCUGAACGAGACAAUUUUCUGGGGCACGCGUCUGAGUCUCUUCGGCACGGGCACAUUCAUAUCAUACGAUGUCGAGCCCUUCCUUCCCAGUAUCUACUCGCACAACCUCGAACCCACCGCCUUCCCUCCCGUUCGUUCGCUCGGACUGCUUCCUUUCAAUAUCUACUACGCGUGGCUGUCCCCCUUCCACGACGAGUUCUUCCACGAUGCUGCAAGGAAGAGUGCACAGCAGGUCAUGAACGCCGCCAUGGCCGAAGGCCAGUCCUCUCUCCUCGGCGCACCCCUGUAUCCCAACUACGCCAUCUACGACACUCCUUUGUCUGAUAUUUACGGAGCCAAUUUACCAGCUCUCCAGGCUUUGAAAGCCGAGGUUGAUCCCACCAACAUCAUGGGCCUCGCAGGCGGAUGGAAGCUGUAG
This is a messenger RNA of Cyclocybe aegerita, 1491 nucleotides long. The record is from the annotation of a GenBank genome assembly. Lineage: Eukaryota; Fungi; Basidiomycota; Agaricomycetes; Agaricales; Hemipholiotaceae.